Messenger RNA from Gossypium arboreum, 951 nucleotides. RefSeq names its product probable ribonuclease P/MRP protein subunit POP5. The coding region runs from base 399 to 863 and encodes 154 amino acids. Gene Ontology annotation, biological process: tRNA 5'-leader removal. The transcript is spliced from 4 exons. Lineage: Eukaryota; Viridiplantae; Streptophyta; Magnoliopsida; Malvales; Malvaceae. The record is from RefSeq and is a predicted model, not a curated record. Gene Ontology annotation, cellular component: ribonuclease P complex.
CAAACCGUUUCAAAAUAAAUAAUAUAAAAUUUCUUUCUUCAUGCAUCUCUCUCACGGUUCUCCCUUUAUUCUCUAGUAUUUUUCUUCUUUCUCUUGUUUUCUUUUCUCUCUUCCUCCUUUAUUGUCCUUUAUAACAAACCGCUGCCUCUGCCUCUGCCUCUGCCUCCACACCUUCCAGCGUCUUGCCUUCGAUUGAAGGUCAGCUUCCUUCCCAUCAACCUUUUCCUGUCAUUCUUUUUUAGCUUUGGGUAUCCACAGGCCAAACAAACACACGCUACAGGAGGAAGAGAGUUUUCGUGAGAGAGAAACCCUAAAUUUUCUCUGGCGUUUCUGGUUUUUGUGAAUUUUGAAAUCCGCUGCUUCAUCGGAGACUCAUUUCAGGUUAGGUAUUUAAUACAAUGGUAGGAUUUAAGAACAGAUAUAUGGUUAUGGAAGUAUUGUUGGAUCCAAAUAAAGAAAUGUCAGGGGAUGAUUCCAUUGUAAUUACUCAAUUUAACAUCUCAAAAGCAAUAAAAGAUAGCAUUCUUGUCAACUUCGGUGAAUGUGGUCUAGCUUCUUCGCUCAGAUCUUUCCAAGUUAAAUAUGUCAAUUCAAUUACAAAGCUGUGUAUUAUCAGAGCUUCAAGAGAUGAAUACAAAAAAAUUUGGUAUUCAAUUAGCAUGGUUAGAAGUAUUGGGAACUGUCUUGUGCUAUUUAAUUUGUUGGAUCUUAGUGGUAGUAUAAAAGCAUGUAAAACUGCUGCCUUGAAGUGCGAUGAGUUAAAAUUCGAGCAAUACAAGCUUAUGGUUGGAGCACGGCUCUCGGUUGAUGUUAUUCGGCACAUGCAAAAUUGUAUUGAGAAGAUCAAAAUUUUAGAACACUAAGGCUCCGUUUGUUUGUCAGUAAAAUAUUUUCCGAAAAAUGAUUUACUUUUCUAGAUAUAUUAAUAAAUUUAUAUGCUAGUCUGGAUUA